AUGGGUUGCUCCCCAUCAAAAGGAAAUAAUUUUGGUACUCAAGGCCCCUUUAAGAAGGGUAGAACCUUAUUGCCCGGGCACCAAGAAAUCCCAGGUGAGUCCCAGUCUGAUGAUGGAAGUUGUGGAGGCUCUUCAGGAACAGGAGACACAGAUGGUGAAACAUUGGAAAGGAGUAGCAGUGAAUGGAAAACAGUAGGACAGACCGGCUUUACUCAGAAAGAAGCAACUUCGACCCUACAGAAAAAAAACGCCUCCCUUUCUGAGGUGGUCCCAGAGUGUGUGGUUUUGGAUAAACUCUGUGCUCAAGAAAUUGAGACCAACAAACUGUUGCAGGGAAAAGCAAAACAUGGAGACAAGCAGGACAUGGCUGACAAAAAGUCUGGAAGGAAGCCAAAGAAAAAUAGCAAAGCCGUCAAGCUAAUCAAAAAAAAAGAAAAAGAACAGAAAGCUUCUAUUGUAGACCAGAAAGUAGACUUUCCUGAACCGUUAGUGAAAGCUCACCAGGCUGCGUAUGGCUUUUUAAACCCUAGCAUAAGUAAAUAUGAGAUUUUGUUGAGCCUUCUUGACCAGGCAACCCAAACACAGGUCUCUGUGCAGCCUAUGGUAGCCUUUAUGGCAAUGCGCUAUGAGGAAAUCAACCAGGGACUCAGAGAAAUGGCAGAGGAAGGGGAGAAGCUUUUGAAGGAGAAUGGGGAACAUCUCGCCUGGCCAAGUUUAAUGAAAAACCUGUCCUCUAACCUUUCCACGUCUGGCUCAAUCAAUUCUGAACCUCCCCCAGAUCUCCUGCAGCAGCUUCUCCAGUACACCACUCAGAGGAUGCAGAAUGUGGGCCAAUCUGUUGGCGGAAUUGGGGAUUCUGCUCUUGAAGAGGCAGCUGAGUACUUUGCGUCGGUCUCUGUGCUUUUGGAAGAGAAACUGAAAGCCAAGCAUGCAAUAGAGGCUAGGCUAAUGCAGCUGCUGACUCGCAUUGAAGCCGCCUCAAUACGUAAGCCCGGGCCAGAUGACUCUGCACUGUUCAGUGAGGACAGUGGUAUAGGGGCUGAAAAUGAGUCACUGACAGGAUCUGAACGACGGCUCAGACGAGAAAGUUGUGAGUCCACUGGGACCAUUAGAACCUGUCCUUGUAGUCCAACUGUUGUCAAUAGCAACCUUACAAGUGGACAAGCAGCACGUUGGAGGACGUUUACCAACCAAAGCCCCAGAGUGGCCCUGGGGGGGAUAGAUUCAAGCUGUUCCGUUAAGGACAAAUUCCAGAAAGACACAGAAUCCCUGCUUGGAUCAGCCUCUUUAGAUGAUGGUGAAGAUGAUGAGGGAGCUGGAGGUGAGGAAGAUGCUGAUGACGUUGAGGGUGGUUGUAGGAAACGAUCAAAUUCCUCACCUCCCGACCCCAAACAUAUACCUCGCCGUCUUCCACCCAAACGCAUUGAGAAUCCUCAAAAUGUAGAGAUGACCUUGAAAAUGAAAGAUGCUUUGAGUGGUCGCAUACGUUUUGCUCCAUCACAACAUGCCACAAGCAAAGCUAAGCCUAUAGAAAGCCCGAAGACCAGUAGACGUAAGUGGACAGAGGAUGAGGGAAGAUCCCCCAAAAGACCACAGACUGCAGCCCCUGUCCGAAAGGCACUGAAGAAGACCCCUGUCGCUAAAGAGCGUCGAUCUCAGUCCGAAGAAUCCCUCCGAAGCAAAGCAGAAGAUCCUACUCUCCUUGAACUAGAGAGGACCCAGAGGGAUUUGAAUCAAAGGCUUGCGAGGAUGAACAAAGGGAAAACCGCAGGGAACAACAAGACAAAUCUCACUAAACAAAACCAAGGAACUACUGCACAGUCUCCAACAUCUAAUCGUCUCCGUCCCUCAGUGGAGAAAAACAGCAACAAUCUUCCAAAACAGAACAAGUCAGGGCUUAUGAAAUGCAAUACUGGAGAACAGGAGUUCAGCAAAGACACCGAAGACAAGACAAAGAACAAGAAAACAGCUAAGGGUCCCUUGAAAGCCACCCCACCUCCCAGCCCUCCACCAAGUCGGCCACCUUCAGGACUGUACAGGGGCAGGAAUUCUGUCAAAAAGCUGAUUGAUACCUUCAGCCAAGGCAUGGAAGAGCCCAAACCAGAGUCUUCUAAAGUGCUGGGGCCUUUGAAAGGGGUGCGGAAGUGUGGGGUUCCCAUAUUGCCUGGCCUGGGAAAUGUAGAGGCUGCACUUAGUGCUGGACUUACAAGCUGUCGGGUAGAACGUUCAGAUAAAAAUGAAGACUUGGAUUUGGACAAUCUUCCACCUCCUCCACUGGAGGUUUUAAUGGACAAUUCCUUUGAAGGCGCCCAAAGUCUCUUGGUUAAUGACUUAGAUGAUGGUGUAUUGAGCAGAGGUCGAUCACCUGUGGCCAAGAGGGCAACUGUAUCGCAGCGGCUACGGGCCUCCAUGCAGUCUGCUACAGUGCUGCCAAGUAGAGGCAAUAUGCCCAGAGGGUCCAGGAGCAUGUCCCCUGCCAGAACUAUACGGAAGCCACACAUUUCUACUAAUAUUAGCCAAAUGGAGGGGAUUCAGACAGGUGAAGACCUUGAGACAGAAGAGGCUGCUUCACUAUACAAGCAGUCCCGAAAAGUCAUCCACCUACGUCACUCCUUUGACUCUGCUGAGAAGAAAGCUUUGUCACUUUCUCUGCCUGUAAAGCCACCUCUCCAUCAAUCCGAAUCAGGAGACAAACAGGAUGAAGGUGGACCGGAUGGCAGCAGCCAAUCUGAAAUAGUGCCUACAUUUACAGUCAUCAAUAGUCGACCACCUGCAACACCACCUGUGUUGAGAGCUCGGGUGUUGCCCACUACCCCUUCAGUCACUGGUAGCUUGCACCGCAGGCUUCCCAGUCCCUCUGUGUUCAAAAGGCAGCCUACUCCUCCAUCGUCAACCAGCCCUCCUGUCGUCCGCGACCUUCCCACCCCACCACCCGUUCAGAGGAGACUACCAAGCCCACCUGCAGUGCGGCGUGAGAUGACCCCAAACUCACACUCUGUGUCUGCAUUCCCUUUCAAGGCCCCGUCUCCACCGGCCUCUCCUAGAUUCCACAGAUUCUCCCGAGGUAACAGCAGUGAGGACCCAGGCGCGUCCCCGGCCUCCCGACUGAUCAGCAACGCUCGCUCUGUUUUCUGCCCGGCGUCCGCAUCACUGUUUGAGGCCCAUUCUUGUCCGGUGCCACAGCCCCCCCAAGCUUGGACAGCCACAGGAGUCAGUGUUCUUACACGUGCUUGGGGGGACCGUGGCAGGUUCCCCAUGUCAGCACGAGGGCCAAAACCUUUUGUGAAACGAAGCCAUUCGGACCGGAGGCCCAGCAUGCCACCCCGGGCACCAACCAUUUCCGUGGCACAGACCUGUGGAAGCGAACCGGCUCUAAGUUUACAGGGGCUGGACGAUGAGCCAACCAAAGAUUUUGAGCUGUGGCACAGCCAAUCAGAUCUGAGGGGAACCACACGCUCUGCCUCGCACCCUGACUUGUGCAUUGUAGGUCAAGCCUUACACCGUGAAUGA
Molecule: messenger RNA, 3510 nt
Organism: Hypomesus transpacificus
Lineage: Eukaryota; Metazoa; Chordata; Actinopteri; Osmeriformes; Osmeridae
Gene: pcare1
Product: photoreceptor cilium actin regulator 1
Exons: 2
Coding region: 1-3510 (1169 amino acids)
Source: RefSeq, a predicted model, not a curated record